Alosa alosa (allis shad) is the source of this 1618-nucleotide messenger RNA. RefSeq names its product actin-related protein 2/3 complex subunit 5-like protein. Gene Ontology annotation, cellular component: Arp2/3 protein complex; actin cytoskeleton; cytoplasm. The record is from RefSeq and is a predicted model, not a curated record. The coding region runs from base 314 to 766 and encodes 150 amino acids. Gene Ontology annotation, biological process: Arp2/3 complex-mediated actin nucleation; cell migration; regulation of actin filament polymerization. Gene Ontology annotation, molecular function: actin filament binding. Lineage: Eukaryota; Metazoa; Chordata; Actinopteri; Clupeiformes; Clupeidae. The transcript has 4 exons.
AACAUUGUAGCCUACCACAUUAUGUCACCAUUCAGUUCCGCUUCCGCUACAGUCAGAUUUUGUCCGCUCUGCAGGAAUGCACAGCGAUGAUUGUAUUAGGAGGGAGGUAUCAGAUGCACCCUCUCGGCGACAUGGCAGGUGUCAAUAGCUCUCAAGCUUAGCGUUAGCUAUAGACGCUGCAUGGUGAAAUUGCAAGACAGAGACAGAGACAGUAUUUCUUUGGCGAGGUUGGACUGCUGCAUGUUUGAACGGACAACAGCAGAUUUUCAUCCGCAAUCAAUAGGCAUACGCGUCUAUACCCGCGACUGUCCUUAUGGCCCAAAACACGCUAUCGUCCCGAUUUAGGGGAGUCGACAUAGACGAAUAUGACGAGAAUAAAUUUGUGGAUGACCAAGAGGAGGCUGCUGAACAACAAGGACCCGAUGCCGCCGAAGUGGACAACCUCAUCAGGCAAGGCGACAUGAUGGCAGCCUUUCACAUGGCGCUCAAGAACCCACCAAUCAACUCAAGGAAUGCAGCAGUCAAGGAGAAGGCCCAGGCAGUGGUGUUGAAAGUGCUGACCUCGUUCAAGAGCAGUGAGAUCGAGCCGGCUGUGAAAUCUCUGGAUAGGAACGGCGUUGACCUGCUGAUGAAGUACAUCUACAGGGGCUUUGAAAAGCCUUCAGACAACAGCAGUGCUGUCUUACUGCAGUGGCACGAGAAGGCAUUUGCUGUAGGAGGCGUAGGCUGCAUCAUGCGUGUUCUUACUGCCAGAAAGACAGUCUGAACCCACGGCCCCCAUGUUCAUCAGGAGAUCUGCACAAUCUUCUGUAGUGACCAGAUCUGCCUGGAGAUCCGCACCCCACACACACACACACACACACCACACACCACACACCACCCCCAGCUCCACCUCGUCUUCGGUCCCAGACUUGACCGACCGCUCAGAGCUCCGUGGUGUGCAUCCCACAUCACUCAAGACUUUUUGGAGACAUGAACAGACUACUGAUAUAUCUAUAUUUUUUAAACUAAAAAAAAAUUAAACGGGUUGGGGGAAACCAAGAAGGGAGGGUGUGGAGGGAUGGGUGGCCUGUGUUGAAUGGGUCCAAUGUGGGCGUAAGGUGGGAUGGGUGACGUCUAUGGCCGUCUUAUUUAAUGUGAACAGUCAAUUACCUCUUGAGUUAUAUGACCAAACUGUGGGUGAAUCCCCAGCCUUUUAUGUUCCUGUUGGUGAUUAGAGAUUGAACCAAAAAAAAAAAGAAUACUAAUAAUAACAAUAAAAGAGACUCGUUGACUGGCAGAAAGCUGGGAGAACACCCAGCUCAGACAACCUCCUCCAAUGUGCCACGGCUUCCUCAGCUGCCACAGGGUGGUGCUCUAACCCACCCGACUGGAUGUACUCUGCACUAAGAUGCCUCUUCAGGGAACACUGUCCUGUGCUCCCGAUUCACUCUCUUAACAUGACCUCUGUGGAGAGAGAGAGAGAGAGAUGUGGGGUUAAGUACGAGAGCAGUAGCUUCUAAGGUAGUUGAUUUUUUCCCCCUGUAACACUGAGUUGUAUUUGAAUGGGGGAUGAACUGGGCACAUGGGGGGAGAUAUUGUGAAGUGCCUGGUGCAAUAAAUCUCAUGGAUACUGUCA